Gastrolobium bilobum is the source of this 528-nucleotide messenger RNA. RefSeq lists its product as uncharacterized. Gene Ontology annotation, molecular function: acyltransferase activity, transferring groups other than amino-acyl groups. NCBI's taxonomy places the organism in Eukaryota, Viridiplantae, Streptophyta, Magnoliopsida, Fabales, Fabaceae. The transcript is spliced from 2 exons. Bases 1 to 528 code for a protein of 175 amino acids. The record is from RefSeq and is a predicted model, not a curated record.
AUGGCAAUCGACUUUUCAAGAAUCACCCUGAGGCCGUUCAAGUUGAGCGACGUAGACGAUUUCAUGUUAUUGGCAGGUGAUGAUAGAGUGACUUACUAUACCCGAUGGAACACUUUUGCUUCCAGGGAACAAGCAUUGACUUUCAUCCAAGAUGUGUGUAUCCCUCACCCAUGGAGUCGGUUCACAUGCAUUGAUGAUCGUAUAAUCGGAUUUAUAUCCGUCUCUACUGGAUCAGGUGAUGAAAGGUGUAGGGCAGAAAUAGGGUAUGCUAUAGCUGUCAAGUAUUGGGGCCAAGGGAUAUGCACCAAAGCAGUGAGGAUUGCAGUGUCACAAGUCUUCAAGGACUUCCCUGAUUUGGUAAGGAUACAAGCUAUUGUUAAUGUAGAUAACAAAGCUUCCCAGAGGGUCUUGGAAAAGGCUGGAUUCCUUAGCGAGGGCAUGCUGAGAAAGUAUGCGUAUCACAAACGGAUCGUUAAGGAUGUAGCUAUUUUCAGUCUGCUGGCAGAGGAUACUCGUCCUCCAGAGUAA